Pyricularia grisea is the source of this 984-nucleotide messenger RNA. RefSeq lists its product as uncharacterized. The record is from RefSeq and is a predicted model, not a curated record. Bases 1 to 984 code for a protein of 327 amino acids. The transcript has a single exon. Lineage: Eukaryota; Fungi; Ascomycota; Sordariomycetes; Magnaporthales; Pyriculariaceae.
AUGGCCUCCUCCAGUAACCCACCCCACAGUCUUGUGGCGUUCACACCCCAAGGUCAAACCAUUCGGCGCUUACCUGGCAGCAAGCCUGUCCCCAACACGGAUGAGACCCCAAUCAACCCGCUGGGGGAUACUCUUAGAUCAUUUGGAGUUUCCAGCUACUUUGAAGCAAACUUGAACCAUACAACCUUCCAAGACGUGGAAUGCAUGAUUGUCGAGCUCACGGCCAAGGCCAAAGAGGAAGAGUCAAAGCACAAGAGGAUCCUCGAGCGCAUCGCCUCUUAUGAGAAGGCCAUGGAGAUCCUCACGUUCUAUAUGAUCUGGGACUACCAAUCCGACAGGAACGAGCCGCACAUGGGAAAGUUCAAGACCAUGGCCAAAAAGCUCAGUAAGGCCCUCAACGAUGAGCCUUUGGCUUUACUCCACGCCUGGGACGUCCUGUUCGACGCUGGGGCGCUUGGCCCCGCUGUCGUUCUACCACUGCCUGGAUACUCUCGCUCUCAGGUGUACAAGGAACUCACCUUUGCAUGCGCCGAUUACUUCAAGCACCUGGGAUCGGAGGCUUUGAAGAAUGUGAUCGGCCGACCCGGGACUAUCCAGGGUAAGCAGUCCACCUGCAGCAAGAAGGAUAUCAAGUCGACCGGCCUCAGAGAGACCGUCAACGUCUGCACCAAUAUCAGCUGUUUCGAGACGUUCCAAGUAUUCUACUACCGCGAGCGCGGGUGCUCCGGCAACAUGCACGGGAUGAAAGCCACGCCUGCACAAGGCAGGGAUCUGUUCAACGGAUGGGUGCGAAUCCGCAACGGUUUAUUGUACCAUAACAGACCGGCUGCCGAAAAGACGGUAGCGGUUUAUCGCGAGGCACUUUACUUGCUGGAGACGCGCGGACCGGCUGCUAUUGAGGAGCUGGAGGAGACGAAGGAGAUGCCCGAUGUUCUUGCGGUGUUGAAAAAGAGUAAGAGGUCUGUUCGGGCGCUUGAAGCUUGA